AUGAGGGUGUAUGCUGCAGGAACACCAAUCGGUCCGGUACGUACAAACCCUAUACUCCAAUAUUCAAUCGUGAGCAUUCGCAAGAAUACGACGAAAAAGAUCGAGAGUUUCUUUUUUUUGGCAGUACAUAACAUUCAGAUCAAUUCCUCAAAGAGUCACAAUCUUGCAUUCUCUUAUCUUUCUGCAUCCACACGUAACCUCAUCCUUCCAUCUCUGACGCGUAUCUCCGUAAUGGAUAGGGAGAAACAACUGCAAACUCCGUCAAAUCCGGCGCUGGGUUUGACAUCGCCCACUCGUCUAGACCUCGGCAAAGCAAGCAGAGUGCCCACGCUGGCGGGCAGCGCAGAUCGGAUCUCACGAUCGCCAAUUCGAGCCCUCAGAAGCCCUCUCAAGACCCUCACAGCAACAGAACAGCUCCGGCCGGGGCCAGUCAUCAGCCCCUCGAGACAGCUGUCACUAGCGUCCCCAGUGCGGCGGUCAGGGUCGCCAGAGCGUAGACAGCGUAUUCUUGAGCUAGAGAGAGAAGGUCGCCCCGAUAAGCGACCAAAAACAGUCACCGUCAAUGCGGAGCCACAGGUUUUGGGCGAGAGCAUGAAGGCCGGAAGCUCGAAAGCGCAGCUGGUGGUCGAGGUUUUGAAGGAAACCAAUGCAUUGUUGUAUGAGAUGAAGGAGACCCAAAGACAACUAGUGGCAGAAGUGAAGGACCUUAAAGAAACAGUGCGUGAACUCAAGAGGAGGUCUGAUUCCAGAUGA
Australozyma saopauloensis is the source of this 753-nucleotide messenger RNA. RefSeq lists its product as uncharacterized. The coding region runs from base 1 to 753 and encodes 250 amino acids. The record is from RefSeq and is a predicted model, not a curated record. NCBI's taxonomy places the organism in Eukaryota, Fungi, Ascomycota, Pichiomycetes, Serinales, Metschnikowiaceae. The transcript has a single exon.